UGUCGCGAAAUGGCCGUCGCGCCGAGCAAACUGCUGGAGCCGCCUCUGAAUCGGAUGCACUGUGCCGUUUUACACAGCCGACCGGGUCAAAGUUGCAUGCAAGCCUUUCUCUGGAAUCUGUACCGCAAUCAUGUGUCCAGUGCGAAAUACUAUUCACCCAUGUUGCUGGUCUGUUGCCCUUAGUCAUGAAUUGGCGACGCCUUUCUAAAAACAUAAUAUAUUCAGUGGUGAAAAACUAUGCCCAAUCCGUCAGUUUCGCCGCCUUCAUCAAUGCCAUCACUUUUCUUCUAAUGUGCGUGGGCAGGCGGCUUAAUGGACGAUUCGUCUUCAUAUUUAUACCAUAUCUGCCUUGCUGGAUUGCCUCGCACCUCAGUUGGUUGAUGCCACCUCAGGUUCUUCAUUUUUUUGUGACCGGAAUAACAUCCGCAGCCAUUGAAAGCGUACUGAGGUAUUUUGAAGUCGGGUUGGUGCGUUCCCGCUUGGUUCAGACUCUCAUCUUCAUGAUCUCCUCUGUGGUGGUCAUGCACUAUCAACAGACAAGGAAGUACUCCGGUUUCUGGUUCAUCCGACCGGCUUCUUUGCCCGAGGACCAUGAGAAAUGGACGCCCUCGAGGCUUUUGAUGCAGGGUUUAAGGGAAUUGAGAUCUUACCUGGGCAUUGGAUUGGCGUUGGAUCUAAUAAAUCCCAUAAUGAGGAGAAACAUAAAACUCGUGCGGCCAAAAAUGACAAGUUUCUUGGCGGGCUAUAUAGGAUUGUUUAAGUUGGUGCAAUUACUGUUGCUGAAUAGUUUGGAAUUAAAACAAGCCAAUGCGGUGGCAUCCUUUAUAAGUGGCGCUACCUUUGCUCUACUACCAAAUCGACUCACCUUCAUGUGUUUCGCUGUUGUAACGACUGGCCAGGUGAUUUGGAAACAGGUGUGCGCUCUUAAAUCUGAGAAGGAUCCGGUAUUAGCUGCGGUGCAAAGGAUUCCCUGGUCGAGGCUACUGAUACCCUGCAAUCUGGCUUACUUGGUCCACAUUUUCUUUUACCACCAACAUCACCUAAACGAGAUUGCCCGCAGUUUCAUAGACUGUACGUGUGAUAAGAAUGGCCAGCGUUUAUUGGAUGUCAUGAAUCUGCCCACUAUAAACGAAAUUCUAGAAACAGUGAAUAAAUCACCAAAAACUUCGUUUUGGUUUUAAGUUGAAAGUCGAUUGUUACAUAAAUAAUUGUAAAAUUUGCUUUCCAAGAACCUCAUACCAGAUGUCGUAAAUGAUAACAUUUUUAUUUUUUUCAUGAAAUAAAUUGUCAGAACCGCAACAUAAAUGACAUAUCAAACUUUAAACAUAACUUACUUUACGCGUUAGCCAGAUUAAAUUAUAAGCGAGUCGCAUAAA
Drosophila gunungcola (fruit fly) is the source of this 1376-nucleotide messenger RNA. RefSeq lists its product as uncharacterized. The transcript has 5 exons. Bases 186 to 1181 code for a protein of 331 amino acids. NCBI's taxonomy places the organism in Eukaryota, Metazoa, Arthropoda, Insecta, Diptera, Drosophilidae. The record is from RefSeq and is a predicted model, not a curated record.